GGAGGAGCAGAAGGUUCUGACCCGGCAGCUGGAGGAGGAGAGGCGGGGCCAGGAGGACAGGCUCCACCCACAGGACACCUGAGCCAGGCGAUGGACGGCGGCGGCGCGGCGGCGGGGCUGGAGGAGGGGGAGGUGGAGGGGGAGACGCUGCUGAUCGUGGAGUCGGAGGACCAGGAGGACCAGGAGGACCUGUCACAUGACCAGAGCGGAGACUCGCUGACCAGCGACCUGGGCGAGGACGCGGAUGGCGGCUGGGCCUGCGAGGACAUGUCCUUCUACUGCGACCGCUGCCACAAGUGGGUCCCUGCAGGUCAGCUCCGCGGCGACCAGCCCAGUUACCUGAAGGGAGACAACUUCUUCAAGUUCCUGUGCUGCAACUGUUCUGAGGACGGCAAGGAGAGCUUCGAGAGGCUGAGGCUCACCUGGCAGCAGGUGGUGAUGCUGGCCAUGUACAACCUGUCUCUGGAGGGAACGGGGCGGCAGGGCUACUUCAGGUGGAAGGAGGACAUCUGCGCCUUCAUUGGUCGACACUGGAACUUCCUGCUGGGGAACAGGAAGAAGACGUCUACCUGGUGGAGCACGGUGGCCGGCUGCCUGUCCGUCGGAAGCCCCGCCUUCUUCCGGUCCGGAGCGCAGGAGUUCGGCGAGCCGGGUUGGUGGAAGCUGGUCCAGAACCGCCCCCCCACGCUGAGGCCGGACGGCGACAAGGCCAGCACCAAGACCAAAGCGGCCCGGCCGCCCCUGGACCCCAUCAUCACGGUGGAGGGCCUGCGGAAGCGCGGCGCCAGGAACCCGGUGGAGAACGCCAUGCAGCUGAAGGAGAAGCGCAGCCGCACGCAGGAGGCCAAAGACAUCCGGCGCGCCCAGAAGGAGGCGGCGGGCGGAGGCUACGCCGACCGCAGCGCCUCCUCCACGCCCGUCAAGCUGGGUGUGAGCCGCAGCAGCGCUCGCCGCCCGGACCUGGUGCUGGAGCGCGGCGAGGUCGUCGACUUCUCCUCGCUCAGCUCGUCGGACCGGACGCCGCUCACCAGCCCCUCGCUCUCACCGUCACCGGACUUCUCCGGGCCGGGGACUCCGGCCUCCCACUCGGCCACGCCCAGCCUGCUGUCGGAGGCCGACCUGAUACCCGACGCCAUGCCGCCGCAGGCGCUGUUCCACGAUGAUGAGGAGCUGGAGACGGAGGGGAUGAUCGACCCGGGGAUGGAGUACCUGCCCCCGCCCAGCGCCAGCCGGAAGAAGCUCCGCCCCCCGCAGACUCUGAUCAAGCGGGAAUCUGAGAGUGAGGAAGACAACGCCCACUUCGAGCAUCCGGCGGGCUGCGGUGAGGCUCCGCCCCCUGAGAGGCGGGUGGCAGAGCGUCGCAGGAUGAACCUUCAGGACAAACCGGACGGCGCCGCGCCGCGGCCCGUCGUCUCCGCCCUCAGCCUGUACGACGAGCGGCUGCUGCUGCGGCGGCUGGACGGCUGCCCGCUGGCGCUCGCCGUCACGCCACAUGCCAAGCGCCUCCGCAGGAAGCUGCUGGUCCGCCACGCCAAGCGUCAGAGAGGGCUCCCCCUGCUGGACAUUGACCGCGCCGUCAGCGCCGCGCUCAGCCUGGUGGGAGGGAUCUAUGGCACACAGGAGGCGGAGCCACGGCCUGUGGGCGGGGCUAAAGGGAAGUACUGCACCAGCAGCCAGGAGCAGCGGAUUCUGGACCGCUUCCAGACCAGCGUGUCCAGCCGGCCGGUCCAGCAGCGCUCCGUGUCUUUCUGGCACCGCCUGAUGGGAGCCGAGGGCGGUCUGGACCAGAACAUCAAGAGUCCGUACACGGCCCGGAUCCUGAAGCCCUUCAUCAGGAGGGACUUUGAGUCCCGCCCCCUGAAGCUCCGCCUCCUGGCUGAGAUCCGGGCGUUUCCCCACAGGACGGAUCCGGACUGGACCCCAGAACCCGACGCUCCCAUCGACUACUGCUACGUCCGGCCCAACCACAUCCCCUCGGUCAACGCCAUGUGCCAUGACAGCUUCUGGCCAGGUGUGGACCUGUCCGAGUGCCUGCAGUACCCGGACUUCAGCGUGGUGGCGCUCUACAGGAAGGUGGUGGUGGGCUUCGGGUUCAUGGUUCCGGACGUGAAGUACAGCGAGGCGUACAUCUCCUUCCUGCUGGUUCACCCGGAGUGGAGGCGCGCCGGCAUCGGCACCUUCAUGAUCUACCACCUGAUCCAGACGUGCAUGGGGAAGGACGUGACGCUCCACGUGUCGGCCAGCAACCCGGCCAUGCUGCUGUACCAGAAGUUCGGCUUCAAGGCCGAGGAGUACAUCCUGGACUUCUACGAUAAAUAUUACCCAGUGGACAGCAGCGAGUGCCGCCACGCCUUCUUCCUCCGGCUGCGGCGCUGACCCGCACUCUGGUCCUGGUGCGGGUUCCGGUACCGGUCCGCGUCUGGUCCCGGUCCGGCUUGAGUCCAGGAAGUUUAGAAGCUUGUCAGAAACAGACGGAUCAGAAGUAUUCAGACCCCUGAUACAUUUCCACUGAAGCUAAUGUUGUGGUUGGAGCUCCGACCCGGUUCUGACCCGGUUCCGACCCGGUUCUGACCCGGUUCCGACCCUUCCAGUUUAAACCUGUAGGGCCCAGAGUCCUGUGUUUCCAUGUUUGACCAGCAGGCGGCGCCGUUUCCCCGAGUCACAAAUGAAUAAUUUUUCAUUUGAUUAAAAUGAUAAAUAUAAUUUUCUCAUCCUGAUGACAUGAAUAAAUAA
Poecilia reticulata (guppy) is the source of this 2733-nucleotide messenger RNA. It is a transcript of the gene kat14, whose product is annotated as lysine acetyltransferase 14. The record is from RefSeq and is a predicted model, not a curated record. Gene Ontology annotation, molecular function: histone acetyltransferase activity. Lineage: Eukaryota; Metazoa; Chordata; Actinopteri; Cyprinodontiformes; Poeciliidae.